This is a messenger RNA of Macrosiphum euphorbiae (potato aphid), 687 nucleotides long. NCBI's taxonomy places the organism in Eukaryota, Metazoa, Arthropoda, Insecta, Hemiptera, Aphididae. The record is from the annotation of a GenBank genome assembly.
AUGGCCAGUUUAGCUGUUGGAAUUGGAGUUCCAAUAUUAUUAUUUUAUGUUUACGGUGUAGUUCCAGUAUCUCUAUGUCGCUCAGGUGGCUGCGGAGUUACUACAUCCUCAAAUGGAGUACAUUUUGAUUUUGAUGAAGAGCACAGUGCUCCUAAGACAGUUAAUAUUGAUUACUUCACAACCCCUGAUGGUGAUACUGUUAGUCAUGGUGCUGAAAUUGGUAAUCCUUCCAUUGGAGAACCGUCAUUCUGGAGUGAAUGGGAAGCUAUGUCUGCAUUAGGAAGAGAUGUUGAUCAAGAAUCAGCAAGUACUGUUGCAUUAGCUGGAAGUUUAUUAGCUCAAAAAGUUGACAAUAGUGAGACGGCGUCAAUGCGUUCUGGCAAUAAAAUGUCGGGUGAUGUAGGUGACGAGACCCAAUCACAAUCACAACAGCCCCUCAAUUUGUCUCUAAGUUCAUUAGAAGAGUUGACUGCCGGCCUGAUGCGACGUGUAUUGGGAAAUAGUGAUGAAACUGAUACUCCAGCAACCUCAAUUAGAUCACGUGCCACUACUGAAGUGCGUUUUGGCAAUACAGUCAGCAUUAUUUCUCCUCCAGUGAUGGAAUCUCAUCAACAUUUUUUACCUCUCAGAGGGUUUGUAAGAAAUUUGCUGUGUAGAACGUCAAGUGAACUGCCAACCAGCUCAUAA